AUGCGUUUGGAACAAAGUCUCCGCCCCGCCGAAUCGAACCCAACCGUCCCGGCGGAGAUUCGUCGGUCGCGUUCAUGCGCCAUUUGUCGAUGGCAACUUGCCACCGUGAUUCCGUCCGUGCUCACUCCUGUCCGUCGUGUGUCGCGCACUACACACCCCCGAGCAAAGGCUCACGCAAAACUGGCUCCUCCGUGCCCGCGGCGGCAACCUCCUCCUACCCGCGCCCGUGGUUUCUUCCCAGCGGAAGCCUCCCUCAAGCAACCGCCCCCCCUAUCGGCCCCAUCUGCCUCCUCCUCUCAUCCGCACCAAACCCCACGCCCCCCACCAAACCAGACCCGGCCGCCGCGCUCCAGUCGAGGGAGCGAGUCUGCGGGCGGGCGGGAGAUGCUGCCGAUGGCCGCGCCCGCCGCCGCCGACGAGCACCAGAGGGGGCGCCGGGGACGGCCGCCGCGCGCCGAUCUGCUCCUCAACUGCGACCUGCCCCCUCCGGCCAAGCUCUUCGGCCCGCUCCCGGCUCUGCACCUGCAGAGGGCGGGCCGGACCGACGAGAAGGGUAACGGCGACGGCAAGGACAGCCUGCUGCGGGCGCUGCGGCUGUCGCAGUCGCGGGCGCGGGAGGCGGAGGAGAAGCUGGCCGCCGCGGCCGCGCGCAGCGGAGGCCUCGCGGCGCUGCUCGUGCGCGACGCGGUGGCGCUCUCGGCGCACCGCCGGUGGGUGAUGAUGCUGGAGGCCGAGAACUCCGCGCUCAGGGCAGGAGGAGGAGGAGGAGGAGCCGCCGGCGCGGAGCCCGAGGAGGAGGAGGAGGAUGGCGCGGGGGCCGCCCGGCACCCGGUGGCCGCCGCGUGGUGGGUCGCGCUGGCGGUCUGCGUCGGCCUCGCCCUCGGCAACCUCCUGCUCUGAAACUAAUCAUCCUUAAUUUGACUUUUGUAUAAAAAUCACCGGACGAUCCACUGCUCCAGGACUUGUUUGAGUCACUCAAAAUGUUACUGACAUCCAGCCGAUGCUUGGCAUGGGAAACCUCGUGUUGUUUUGUGGAUAAACAGACGAAAUCAAGAUGGGGAAUCCUUGGAGGGUUGGUAGAUUGGACCCUGCACGCUAUCAGCACAUUCGUGCCAGUCAGUUGUAGGUUAAUGAGUCAGUUUGUCUGAUUCACAUCUACUUGCUCCGUUCUUAAAUAUUUGUCUUUUUCAAAUGGUUUGCUUUGUAUAUGUAAGACACCGUGCAAAACA
This is a messenger RNA of Triticum dicoccoides, 1229 nucleotides long. Its product is annotated as forkhead box protein C1-like. The record is from RefSeq and is a predicted model, not a curated record. The transcript is spliced from 2 exons. Lineage: Eukaryota; Viridiplantae; Streptophyta; Magnoliopsida; Poales; Poaceae. Bases 1 to 900 code for a protein of 299 amino acids.